UGCCUGCCCGCCUGCCUCUGGACUGUAGUUUGCCAGCUUUCCUGCCGUCGCUCCGCAGCUGGAUGGCGUGGGACAUGUGCAACCAGGAUUCUGUAUGGAGUGAUCUCGAGUGUGCUGCUCUGGUUGGUGAAGACCAGCCUCUUUGCCCAGAUCUCCCAGAACUUGACCUCUCUGAACUAGAUGUGAACGACCUGGAUGCAGACAGCUUUCUGGGGGGACUCAAGUGGUACAGCGACCAGUCAGAGAUCAUCUCCAAUCAGUACAGCAAUGAACCCGCCAAUAUAUUCGAGAAGCUAGAUGAAGAGAGCGAGGCAAACUUGCUAGCUGUUCUCACUGAAACACUGGACAGCAUCCCUGUGGAUGAGGAUGGAUUGCCUUCAUUUGAUGCACUGACAGAUGGAGAUGUGACCAACGAAAAUGCCGCUAGCCCCUCCCCAAUGCCCGACGGCGCCCCUCCAACUCAGGAGGCAGAAGAGCCGUCUCUACUUAAGAAGCUCUUGCUGGCUCCAGCCAACACUCAGCUAAAUUACAAUGAAUGCAGUGGUCUCAGCACACAAAACCAUGCAAACACUAAUCACAGGAUCAGAACAAGCCCUGUGGUUGUUAAGACUGAGAAUUCAUGGAGCAAUAAAGCGAAGAGCAUUUGUCAACAGCAAAAGCCUCAAAGACGUCCCUGCUCUGAACUUCUCAAAUAUCUGACUACGAAUGAUGAUCCUCCUCAGACCAAACCAGCAGAGAACAGGAACAGCAGCAAAGAGAAAUGCACCUCCAAAAGGAAGCCCCAUCUGCAGUCUCAGACAAAUCAUCUGCAGGCCAAACCAACAAGUUUAUCACUUCCAUUGACACCCGAGUCACCAAAUGAUCCCAAGGGUUCCCCAUUUGAGAACAAGACUAUUGAACAAACCUUAAGUGUGGAACUCUCUGGAACUGCAGGCCUAACUCCACCUACGACCCCUCCUCAUAAAGCCAACCAAGAUAAUCCUUUUAGGACUUCACCUAAACUGAAGUCGUCAUGCAAGACUGUUGUACCACCUUCAAAAAAGCCCCGCUAUAGUGAGUCUUCCGGUUCUCCAGGAAAUAACCCAAUCAAGAAGGGUCCAGACCAGUCUGAGCUGUACACACAGCUUAGCAAGACUACAGUACUGUCCAGUGGACAUGAGGAGAGAAAGACAAAACGGCCCAGUUUGCGGCUGUUUGGUGACCAUGACUACUGUCAAUCUGUGAAUUCAAAAUCGGAAAUACACAUUAAAAUAUCCCAGGAACUUCAGGACUCCAGACAACCAGAAUUUAAGGAUUCUUCACCUGGGUGGCAGUGUCAGAUUUGUUCUUCUUUAGAACAAGACCAGUAUUUCAAGAAAGAGACUUUACAGACAUAUAAGCAGGGAUCCCAUGGUAAUAACAGAAAACAGCUCCAAGACCAGGAAAUUCGGGCUGAACUGAAUAAGCAUUUUGGUCACCCCAGCCAAGCUGUUUUUGAUGAAGAAGCAGAUAAGAGCAGAGAACUAAGGGACAGUGAUUACAGUAAUGAACAAUUCUCCAAACUACCUAUGUUUAUAAAUUCAGGACUAGCAAUGGAUGGUCUGUUUGAUGACAGUGAAGAUGAAAGUGAUAAACUAUGCUACCCUUGGGAUGGGACACAAGCCUAUUCAUUAUUUGAUGUAUCACCUUCUUGCUCUUCUUUUAACUCUCCAUGCAGAGAUUCAGUGUCUCCACCCAAAUCCUUAUUUUCUCAAAGAUCCCAAAGGACACACUCUAGAUCAAGGUCCUUUCCUCAACGCAGGUCUUGUUCCCGUUCUCCAUAUUCCCGAUCGAGAUCAAGGUCGCCCUGUAGUAGAUCGUCUUCAAGAUCUUGUUGCAAUUGUGAGUCCAGCCACUGUAGACACCGAGCAUUCAGAAGUUCUCCCUUAGGUGGAAGAUCACGGUCCAGAUCACCGUACAGUCGCAGACCCAGAUAUGACAGCUAUGAGGAAUAUCAGCAUGAAAGGCUGAAGAGGGAAGAAUACCGCAAAGAGUAUGAAAAACGGGAAUCUGAAAGGGCCAAGCAAAGGGAGAGACAGAGGCAGAAAGCAAUUGAAGAACAUCGUGUGAUUUAUCUGGGUAAAAUCAGACCUGACACAACCCGAACAGAACUGAGGGACCGGUUUGAAGUUUUUGGUGAAAUUGAGGAGUGCACAGUAAAUUUGCGGGAUGAUGGAGACAGCUAUGGUUUCAUCACCUACCGCUAUACUUGUGACGCCUUCGCUGCUCUUGAAAAUGGAUACACUUUACGCAGGUCAAAUGAACCUGAUUUUGAGCUGUACUUCUGUGGACGCAAGCAGUUUUGCAAGUCUAACUAUGCAGACCUAGAUUCAAACUCAGAUGAUUUUGAUCCUGCUUCUACUAAAAGCAAGUAUGACUCCAUGGAUUUUGAUAGUUUACUCAAAGAGGCACAGCGGAGCCUGCGUAGGUAACAAGCAUGUCAUCCGAGGAAAACAAAGGGAUGGCAAAUACCUCACGGACAUCACGUCCUUCAAUAAUGGACAACUAAAAAGUCGUACUUAGGAAUUUCUCCUACUUUACACUCUCUGUUCAAAACCAUGGUUUACAUGAACACAGCUGCUCGAGGAGUGGAGGGGCAGGAUGCUGUCCAGUAAGCACACACAUGUCCAUGGGUGUCAGCUGCGCUUUCGCGGGUGAGCGGUGGCGGGGGAGCCGGGCGUUCCUUGCGAGUUCAAUGCAAAUCACGAGACAUGGCAGCAGUUCCACAGAGAUACACGUACAACGAUGAACUGCAAAAUCUGUACAUACUGCAUUUUAACAAAAAAAAAGAACAAAAACAAACAGAAAAAAACCCCCAGUGUGAGAACUAUGGCUGCUGAUGUCUGGGGAUCAGACACUGCAUACUUUUUUUUUUUUGUAAAGAAGCUUCUUCUCACAAUAUGAUGAUAAUAUGACAAUCCAGAAGAAAUCACAGGUCCCAGAAGCCUGCAAUUUGUCUUAGCUUUGUUUUAAGAUUGUUCUUUUUUUGGUUGGUUUGUUUUUUGGAUUUUUUUUUGUGGGUUUUUUUUUGUUUUUGUUUUUUUUUUU
Vidua macroura (Pin-tailed whydah) is the source of this 3066-nucleotide messenger RNA. RefSeq names its product PPARG coactivator 1 alpha (gene PPARGC1A). NCBI's taxonomy places the organism in Eukaryota, Metazoa, Chordata, Aves, Passeriformes, Viduidae. Gene Ontology annotation, biological process: positive regulation of transcription by RNA polymerase II. The record is from RefSeq and is a predicted model, not a curated record. Bases 63 to 2450 code for a protein of 795 amino acids. Gene Ontology annotation, molecular function: transcription factor binding; RNA binding. The transcript has 13 exons. Gene Ontology annotation, cellular component: nucleus.